Micropterus dolomieu (smallmouth bass) is the source of this 2769-nucleotide messenger RNA. Its product is annotated as phospholipid scramblase 2. NCBI's taxonomy places the organism in Eukaryota, Metazoa, Chordata, Actinopteri, Centrarchiformes, Centrarchidae. The transcript is spliced from 7 exons. Gene Ontology annotation, biological process: plasma membrane phospholipid scrambling. The record is from RefSeq and is a predicted model, not a curated record. Bases 16 to 798 code for a protein of 260 amino acids. Gene Ontology annotation, cellular component: plasma membrane. Gene Ontology annotation, molecular function: phospholipid scramblase activity.
AGAGUGUCCCACUGAAUGAAAGACAUCAGGGCACUGGGUCAGACAACCCAGAUAGUUCAAUCCAGCCAGCUACAGCUAGGCCUAAAUAAGGUCUCUCUCCAGUAUAACAAAAUGAACAUGUAUGCUGUGCCCAAUCUGGAAAUACCAGGCUGUCCACCAGGAUUAGAAUACCUGACUCAGGUGGAUCAGCUGCUCAUCAAACAGAAAGUUGAGCUCGUUGAAGCCCUUGUUGGUUUCGAAAGCAACAACAAGUAUGAAGUACGUAACGCCAUGGGCCAGAAUGUGUUUUACGCUGUCGAGGAGAACGACUGCCUGAGUCGACAGUGUUGCGGCCCCAUGCGCUCCUUCACUAUCCAUGUCCUCGACAAUUUCGGACAAGAGGUCAUCACAGUCACCAGGCCACUGAAGUGCAUGUCUUGCUGCUUCCCUUGUUGUCUACAGGAGCUGGAGGUGCAGUCUCCCCCCGGUAACACGGUGGGGUACGUUACGCAACAGUGGCACCCGUUCUCCCCAAAAUUCAUAGUUGCGAACGAGCACAAUGAGCCUGUACUGAAGAUCCACGGGCCCUUCUGUGGGUGGAGCUGCCUUCCAGAUGUUGACUUUGAGAUUUUGACCAUGGAUGAAAUCAGUAAGAUCGGGAAAAUCAGUAAGCAGUGGACAGGACUUCUGCGGGAAGCAUUCACAGACUCGGACAACUUUGGUAUCCAGUUCCCCAUGGAUCUGGAUGUGAGAAUGAAGGCAGUGAUGAUCGGUGCAUGUUUUCUCAUCGAUUUCAUGUUCUUUGAGACUACAAACUAGGAACCAAACAGGAUAUCCAUGUAUGCAUACAACAUUCCUGGAAGAACAAGGCCAUAAAGCCAUAAUGAUCAGUCCCAAAUGCCCUAACAUAGAAUAACCUUCAAAUGGAUAGUAAUAAUAAAUUACCAAAUAGUACCUAAAUGUUAUGCGCAUGAACAAUGAAAUAGAAGGUUUGUUUUAGUCUUAGCUGCUCAGGUUGGUUGUUUAAAACACUUUACCAGGCUCUGAAUGCACAGUGCGGUGUUUUUAGACAAUGUUUGUGAGAAAGUUUUCAUUUGUGUUUACAUUAUGGUCACAGAGCCAAAAACUUUAGUAGUUACAACAACAAAAAAAUGAAUAGAAGGAUAACAACCAUAUAUAAAUAAAUGAAAAGGGAACUCCAUAUACAGUGCUGUUAUACAGUUAUGAAAGAAAGACUGGUGUCAGCCAAAUAGCACUUAUUUGGUCAUAUUAAUAGUCACGAUAUUAAUUUAUAUAGGACACUAUGCUUGUAGCUAUAUUGUGAGGGCUGAAGGACUUGUGUAAUGUAGUAGUUUGUAGUUCAGAUAUUCAGUGCUCUUAUUUAUUGAUUUAUAUUUUGUCUGUUUAAUAAUGUCAUCGCAGAGCAAAGUGUGUGCACUGCUUUGUUUGUGUGUCUGUGUGCUAUGAGUGUGCUUGUGUGUGUGUUUUAACUUAAACAUAAACUAUCACAGGAUAUAAUAAUAUUUUCGAUGCCAUAACAAUUCUGCAUUGUCAACUUUGUAGUUGAAGUUAUUUUGGGGGGGGGGGCUGAUGGCCUUGAUGUAUUGUCCCAGUCUUGACCACAAGAGGGAGCUAGCUUUUCAUUUAAGAAAAACCCAACACAGCCCACAUGGACAAACUAAAUCCAUAGGUUUUUAUUCAAAUUAGUAUCUGAUGACAUUGUAUAUUUUUGGACAAACUCAGGUUGAUGCAUGCUACUGUAUUAUAGUGUUGGCUACUGUUGGCUCGGGAAUGACACACCUGCACCUGAUACUAUAAAGAUAGAAUCAUAUUAUGGAGGAGGUGUUUGUACAUUAAAUCAUUUACAUAUCCAUAUUUUGCUUGCUUUUCCUGGUGUAUCAACUUGAAUUUUGAUCCUUCUCACAUAGCACAUGGUGUGACAGCUCCACAUGUGUAUAAAAAUGCAAAAGUUAAAUACAUGCAAAACUUUCAUCUCCAUCUGUUGGCUAUUGAUACUGAGUCUGUGCACCAUGCUUCAUGGUAAAAUUUAAAUAUGAUUUAAGGAGUAUAUCAGUCUGUGAAGGGAUGGUAUGAAGUAAAGUAUUGUAGCAGACAAAGACAUUACAUCAACAUUAGGGCUAUUAAGAGCUCUUUUGUAGCAUCGCGAUAAAAAUGUACGUCAUCUGUUCUAGAAAACUGUAAAGAAACAUCCAGCUUAAGUCAUUUUUUUUUUUAACAUUUAUUAAGUCUUAAAAGUCUGAAGGCUUUUAUUUUUCUAAUAAGUGUUGAGUUCAAUGUUUUAUUCGGCCUUUAAUAUAUUGAUUCUUGUUUGUAGAAUUACCUUAAGUGGAUUUAUCUCACCCAUUUCUCACUUGAUUUUAAGACUAAAUACAUGAUACACUAAGUACUUAAGAUAGACGCUUUUGGCAGUCUAUUCUUUUUUUCAUGGCGAAAGUUGUUGAGAAACCUUUAAGAUUAGCCUGAUGAUUAGGUAUGUCUUGUUUAGCUGAAUGCAUUAGUAUAGUAUAAGAUGCUGGUGCUACAUCCGCUGAAGGUUCUUUGUGUUUAAAAGCCAAAAAUUAAAGUCAGAAUGUGAUACUAAGGGAAUUUAGCCACUCUCAUUUAGUUAUAUAUUUAAAAAACAGUUAAAGUACUUAUUCUUCUACUUUUGCACUAAUACUGUGAACUAAUAAACCAUUUCAUCGUGCAAUUAAUGCAAACAAACUCUGUGAGCUAAGCUUAAAUUGUGCAAAUAGUCCAUGGAAACACUUCAAUAAAAAAUGAAUAUUG